Messenger RNA from Opisthorchis viverrini, 327 nucleotides. RefSeq lists its product as hypothetical. Bases 1 to 327 code for a protein of 108 amino acids. Lineage: Eukaryota; Metazoa; Platyhelminthes; Trematoda; Opisthorchiida; Opisthorchiidae. The transcript has a single exon. The record is from RefSeq and is a predicted model, not a curated record.
AUGCACGAACGUAUCCGGCAGAAUACAAACUGCUGUGUGCUGGUGAAUGGCUUGAUCGAACUUGUAUUCUUUGCCAGUGGGAAAUAUCACUCAGCCAUGGAUAAGUCGAUUGCAGAAUUGGAAGCGAUCCGAGUGGAAAACGCUGGGGAACUUCUGUGGCGUAUGAGACAUAUUUUCAAUAUUUCACUACGUGACACUCGCAUGCCCAUGGGACAAGGAAAGUUAUCGGAAAGCAAGGCAAGUUUGGCUAAUCUUCAACCCGUACCUUUUUCCUGGAUUCGCCUCAGCCGCAAUUUCACUAAAUUCGGGAGUUCCUUCUCCAAAUAG